Monoraphidium neglectum is the source of this 261-nucleotide messenger RNA. RefSeq lists its product as hypothetical. Bases 1 to 261 code for a protein of 86 amino acids. The record is from RefSeq and is a predicted model, not a curated record. The transcript has a single exon. NCBI's taxonomy places the organism in Eukaryota, Viridiplantae, Chlorophyta, Chlorophyceae, Sphaeropleales, Selenastraceae.
AUGAAAGAGGAUGUCGUCAUCAAAUUCGCGGCCGACCUGACGGCCCGCAAGGAGGCCGUCCGCGCGGCGUUCAAGGCGGCGCUCAAGGGCGUGGCGCCGGGCGACAAGAAGGCGCUGGAGAAGGCGAUCGUGGGCGCGGUGGCGGCGGUGGUGCCGAGCGCGAAGGGCGGCGCGGUGCGGCUGGACGGGCGGGACGUUGGGUUUGCGAAUCUAAUGUGGGAGUCUCUCAGCACGGAGACCUACGUGCAGGACUGCUUUUGA